GGGGCGGGGGCGGAGGCGGCGAGAAGAUGGCGGCCAAAAGCGGCCGGAACGGGCUCCUGGACAAGUGGAAGAUUGAUGACAAGCCAGUGAAAAUUGACAAAUGGGAUGGUUCAGCUGUGAAAAAUUCCUUGGAUGACUCUGCCAAAAAGGUGCUCCUGGAGAAGUACAAGUACGUGGAGAAUUUCCGUUUGAUCGACGGCCGCCUCAUCAUCUGCACAAUCUCUUGUCUCUUUGCCAUCGUCGCUUUGAUUUGGGAUUACCUGCACCCUUUUCCUGAAUCCAAACCGGUUCUUGCCUUUUGUGUUAUCUCGUAUUUCGUGAUGAUGGGAAUCCUGACCAUCUAUACCUCGUACAAAGAGAAGAGUAUCUUCCUGGUGGCGCACAGGAAGGACCCUGCAGGGAUGGACCCUGACGACGUGUGGCAGCUCUCCUCCAGCCUCAAACGGUUUGAUGACAAGUACACCCUGAAGCUGACGUUCAUCAGCGGCAAAACCAAACAGCAGAGGGAAGCCGAGUUCACCAAGUCCAUCGCCAAGUUCUUCGAUAACAACGGCACGCUGGUCAUGGAGGCCUACGAGCCAGAGGUGUCCAAGCUGCACGACAGCCUGGCCCUGGAGAGGAAAACAAAGUGAUUCCGGAGCCCACCCGCCUCCAGGAACCUGCUGAAUUAACACCAAUAAAGUCACGUGGCAAAGAAAGCGAAUCAUGGCCUCUGUUUUUGUCCUGAAGUCCUACUGCACUUGGAAUAAGCAGCGAUUUUUAAUCCUGGACCAAGAUUUGUUGAAGCUCAUGGCUAAGCUUGGUCUGUGGGCCUGCCUUCCAGGCUCUGAGGGGACCCCAGAAAUGCAUUCUGGGCACCCUCAGGAGGGGAAACAUCACCAAUGCUGCCCAGCAUCCUCUGCUUUGCCUGGCAGUGCUCUGUGUCCAGGGGCUUUUACCAAU
This is a messenger RNA of Ficedula albicollis (Collared flycatcher), 942 nucleotides long. It is a transcript of the gene SPCS2, whose product is annotated as signal peptidase complex subunit 2. Bases 27 to 632 code for a protein of 201 amino acids. The record is from RefSeq and is a predicted model, not a curated record. Gene Ontology annotation, biological process: protein targeting to ER. The transcript has 5 exons. NCBI's taxonomy places the organism in Eukaryota, Metazoa, Chordata, Aves, Passeriformes, Muscicapidae. Gene Ontology annotation, cellular component: membrane; signal peptidase complex.